Messenger RNA from Ambispora leptoticha, 1206 nucleotides. The record is from the annotation of a GenBank genome assembly. Lineage: Eukaryota; Fungi; Glomeromycota; Glomeromycetes; Archaeosporales; Ambisporaceae.
AUGUUUACAGAUAUCGAUUUGUCUGAUGAGAAAGAAGUGUCCAAUGAUAAUAAUGCUCCAAAAUCACCUGAUGAAAGCAAAAAGGAAAAAUCAUUCUUUUAUAAUCAUGUGAUUAAACCCUUCAAAAAGAAUCCAAUGACCUGUGCAAGUAUAGUGCUGAUCUUUUUAUCGACACUACUCUUGUUUGUGUUAUUGGUGGGCGGAAGAACAAGAAGUGUGUAUUUAUCGAAAUUCGUCUUCAAGGAUCCGAUAAAACUUAUCACGAAAAAGAAUGAACUCACUUUUACUCUAUAUGGACAUUGUGUUGAUGACCAGUGCACUCAACCAAAUAUGUUGAACGAUUUUGAUAAAAUGCCUUCCUCAUCCGAGAUCACAAAUAAUGAUAGUACCGGCAGCAACGGUAGCACCAGUAGCAGAAAAGUAAAACGUAUUGAUGUUGGCGGUAUCGCCAAUGGUGCAACCAAAUCGGCUGGAAAUGCAGUUAAUAAUGCUGGCCAAACAGCCACUAAUGCUGGCCAAUCAGUUGGUAACACAGUUAAUAACGCUGGCCAAUCAGCUGGUAAUGCAGUUAAUAACGCUGGACAAUCAGCUGGUAAUGCAGUUAAUGAUGCCGGUCAAGCAGCUGGAAAUGUCACCCAAAAAGCUGGAGACAUUGCACAAGAUGCAGGCCAAAAAGUUGUUGAUGCUGCCAAUGACGUUAUCAAAGAAGCAACGGGUCUAUUAAAUUCAUUAGUACAAGCAUUCGAGAACUUCAAACCAAAACAUCCAACCGCCAAUUUCUCCGGAUUCAUAUCUAUUCCAUAUUUAAUUGCUCUCCUAUCGAACAUUUGUUCCUUGAUCUUACUCUACUUUCACUUCCCAACACCUGCAACUUUAUUCCUGCUCGCUUCUACCAUCCUGAAUGGACUCGCACUAUUCUUUGAUUUAUUGGUGUUCGUCUGGGUAUUUGAUCUAAUAUCAGUCAUACCUGGUAUUGGAAGUCAAUACACCGGUCCAGGGAUCCAUUUGGCCGCUUGGAGUGCUGCAUUCUUGGGUAUUGCAAGCAUAAUGUUGGGUGGGCGUCUUUACUAUAAGAUCUGUUGUGGCGGUUUUUCACGCGAUGCUUAUAAAGCCGUGAAAAAACAAAUGAGCAAAGGUAUAAAGAAAUUACGAAAACCGAAAGUUAACGAAGAGGAGGAACAAAAACAAUUGCAGGAUAAGGUGUAA